CUGAGUGAGCUCCAGGAGGAGGUUUCUGUAUACCGGUCGGAACGGGAUCAAGCUGCUCACGAACUGGUUCGUCUGGAGGCUGAAAUUAUUCAACUGCAGGCGCUCCAAGUCGACUUGAUCAAGAUGGUUGAUCAAAGGAGAUCCUUCCUGACGAGCGAACAGGAUGCGGAAUUAUGCCUUGCCAGGCGAGACAGACAUCGUCUCGCAACCCUGGCCCCCUCCACACCUUCUUUGAAAGACACCGAAGGAAGUGCUACAAGCGCUAGGACAAAUGUGGGCAUACCAUUUAAUCUCAAACAGGAUAUGCGUUAUUUAAUGUUUUUUUUACACCUUGACCAUACUUAA
Protopolystoma xenopodis is the source of this 345-nucleotide messenger RNA. Lineage: Eukaryota; Metazoa; Platyhelminthes; Monogenea; Polystomatidea; Polystomatidae. The record is from the annotation of a GenBank genome assembly.